This is a messenger RNA of Micropterus dolomieu (smallmouth bass), 3821 nucleotides long. Its product is annotated as guanine nucleotide-binding protein subunit alpha-12. NCBI's taxonomy places the organism in Eukaryota, Metazoa, Chordata, Actinopteri, Centrarchiformes, Centrarchidae. Gene Ontology annotation, molecular function: guanyl nucleotide binding; G-protein beta/gamma-subunit complex binding; GTPase activity. Gene Ontology annotation, biological process: Rho protein signal transduction; adenylate cyclase-modulating G protein-coupled receptor signaling pathway. The transcript is spliced from 4 exons. The record is from RefSeq and is a predicted model, not a curated record. Bases 143 to 616 code for a protein of 157 amino acids. Gene Ontology annotation, cellular component: brush border membrane; heterotrimeric G-protein complex.
GUCAGUCAAGUACUUCCUGGAUAACUUGGAUCGUAUUGGUCAACUGAACUUUAUCCCAAGCAAGCAGGACAUUUUGUUUGCAAGGAAGGCGACUAAAGGCAUUGUCGAGCAUGACUUCAUCAUCAAGAAGAUUCCUUUCAAGAUGGUGGAUGUCGGAGGGCAGAGGUCUCAGAGGCAGAAGUGGUUUCAGUGUUUCGACGGGAUCACAUCGAUACUCUUCAUGGUUUCGUCAUCAGAGUACGAUCAGGUCUUGAUGGAGGAUCGAAGGACAAACCGUCUGGUGGAGAGUAUGAAUAUCUUUGAGACGAUCGUCAACAACAAGCUUUUCCUCAACGUGUCCAUCAUUCUCUUCCUCAACAAAACGGACCUGCUGGUGGAAAAGAUUCGCACGGUGGACAUCCGCAAGAACUUUCCAGAAUACAGAGGAGACCCGCGCAGGCUAGAGGAUGUACAGGCGUUCUUGGUGCAGUCAUUUAGCCGUAAGAGGAGAAACCGGGGGAAGCCGCUCUUCCACCACUUCACCACUGCAGUAGACACAGAAAAUAUCCGUUUUGUCUUUCACGCCGUCAAGGACACCAUCUUGCAGGAAAACCUCAAAGAUAUCAUGCUGCAGUGACCUUCACAGUGCAGACGACGGCUUCUCUGACUGUAAAAUGUGAAACCAGCCACAAAUCCAGGGCUGGAGGACUACAGAGCAGGCCUGUUUUUGUUCUAGCUAAUGACUGCAUAUUAACACUGACCUGUGGAGCAUCCAGUUGACCCACAAUGUGGAUUUAACUGAACUUUGAACUCUGAACCUGUGGAGCCAUGAAUUGACUCUGGACCUGUUGGCCUAUGUUGGCCCCUGUGGAAACUGUGAGGCACAUAGAGGACCAGAUCUUGCAUUUAAUCUGUAUAAAUGUAUGUAUGCUGGAAAAACCGUCACCUUCUCCUUCUUUUAGCUCUCAAGUGUAAAGAAAAAAAUAGAGAAAAGAACCAAUGAGCAUGACAUGAGCACUGAAAGUGUCUUUUUUUUUUUUUUUUCUCAAAUGACAACCCUGUCACUAAACUAAGCCAGACUGCUGCCAGUUGGAAAGUAGCGAGAUCAAGCUGUGUGAGUAAGAAGUUGGAGUGAGGAAAGAAAGGAAGCAUAAGGAAGAAAGAAAGUUUAAAACAAGCUGAAAAAUGCUCUGUCCCAAUGUGCACGUGACAGAGGGAGAGUGGUGAAGGUUUGGGCCCGUUCUGGUCAUAUGCUGUGUUAUGUGAUAAGGUUGCACAAGACUUCCUCUUGAUGAACUUUAACAGAGGAAAGAGAUGAAUCUCUCUUAUGCUCCCCGCUCUCUCCCAUGCUGUCUUUAUGUCUCUCUCUCUUUACCUCUCCUUCACUGCUUGUGUUUAUCCUCCUACUCCCGCCAUCAUACAAGAGAGGAACAGCUGCAGAUAACCAGUCUUACCCUCUCCUCUCUGGCACAAUAGACAGAUUGUACGUCUCCUCCCUCUCCAGCAAGAGACGGUCAAAUUAGCGACUCUUCUUAGUUUACAGAAACACACACCUCCUGGUCUUGCACGAAUUACGUUUAAUCUCUUUCGCUAUGCAUUUCUUCUAUUUUCCCACCAACAUCCCUUUAGAAGCACUACAAUAGACUAGACUUGCCUGAGGCAUAUUAUAAGUACCCCAUUUACAGGAAGGCUGUGGUAUAUGGUUACACUACUUGUUCCUGUUCUUUUGUCCUGUAAACGUGAAGGGAACAGCAGAGAAUGACAGGGUUGAACUGUAAAUGACCUUAUUCUUACAUGGCCGGUGGCCAUUUUGGACUUCUGUAGCAGUCAGAGCAGGAUGUCUACCUAGAGGACUGGCACAAAACAUUAAAACUAGCCAGACUGAACAAUAACACAGGGAAGUUUGCUAACUUAUGCAGAUGAUACACAAUGAGUUUCUUUCCUUCAACAAGUCAGGUAUUUUCUAUAUCAGGACACCCCUAAGUUUAUUACCACGCUAAUACCAUAGAGAACCAAUCGUCAUUUAUAUUAAAUUAGUUUGUACUCAUUUAAGCCACUGGUCGCGUCUAGUGCUUUAUCAAUUAGUUGAUUAAUCGAUGAUUCAAUUGAUUGAAAAUUAAUCAGCAACAGUUUUGAUUAAUUUAUCAAGAAAACAUGCUGUUUCCAGCUUCUCAAAUGUGACAAUUUGCUGUGGUUUUUUUCUGUGUUAUAAUAUUGGGAGCUUAAUGGGUUUGAAUUUUGGACUGUUUGUUGGGCAAAGCAGGUAAUUUCAAGAUGUCAUUUUAAAGCUGCACAUGUCGAUAUUUUUAUAUUAACAAUAGAACAAUGACUGUGUUUAAUGUGAAAGAGGUCGCUCAUAGUGAUGAAUCCACAGGGAAUUAUUAUUCAACUCUGCAGUUCCUCUCAGAUGUUCAGACAUUUUCAGCUCAGUGUUUUGGUUUUGCGGUCCACCACUCGGUUCUCUCAAACAGUGCCCAGCUGUUUUCAGCAAUAAACCCACGCUACACUACCUGUCCAGCACCAAACAGCAGGCAGACAAAGUCAGCAGCUAACUGGUGAAAAUAAUGGAGCAGCUAAAGAGCCAGCUCUUUACCUCAGAAGUUGGUCUGAAAAUUGGUUUUAAAUUCAUGACGUGACCACAAACACAAUUCCAAAUUAAUGUUGCUCUUUUAUAAUAAUCUGCUUUCUAAUACGCUAGCUAUAUCAACUUUAUAUGGUGAUAGGACCCUCUGAAGAAUAAACUCACAUAAACAGGCGUUACAACAGAGGCCACAGAGCAUAUGUCACUGUUGUGGUUACAGCUUGCUGCGAUGCCCCCAGGCAGCCAAUAAAAUCACUUAAUGCAGGUUAAAGACUUAAAGACUAAACGAUUAAUCAAAACAAUAACCAACAGAUGAAUCACUAAUGAAAGAUAAUCACUAGUUGCAGCCCUGUUUCACCAGUGAGAGUUAGCUGGUAAUGUAGCAUAAAGAAAAAGCACUAUUGCUAUGGUUACUUGCAGUAUAAUAAAAUACUAGUGAAAAUACUUAUUGUGCACUGAUUUAUGAUGGUGGUAAAACUGUUAAGCAGAACUAUGAGAAGUCCUGUUAUGUGAUUUUAAUAGAUGCUUGCCAACCAACCAGAAGCAUUUAUUUUCAAAAUAUGCUCAAUUUGAAACCACAUCCUUCCUUGGAUUCUUUAAAUCAGUUUCUUUCUAAUAUGUUCUCAAGUGGAGAAUCUAUGAAAUGAAAAAUGUUGAUUUGAUUCCCAACAUGCAUUUUGGUACGCAGCAGUAGGACACAGCUGGGCUGCUCCUCCCACCCCGAGUUUUAAAUCCAAAUGGCCUCGAGGGGAAUGAGGCUAAUCAUGAGCACUUCCACAUGCCUUAUUAUAAUACUGUAUUAAACUGUGUAAUUUGUAUGUGCUUUUGUGUGUUUCCAUAGUGAUUUAUGGUCCUUUUGUGCAUGUUCAUACAUCUUGUACAUAGAAUAAUGUAUGUAGUGUCAGACAAAAGUAUUUGACUGACACUGUGUGUACUGUGGUAACCUUACAAUACAAACACCACUCUGUCUAACACUAUCACUGUAACUGUAACGUUUGUUGUUAACUAUAACCUACCUUUUACACUUAUACAAGUUUUUUGUAAGUGUCAUUGCACUGGAAGUGUCCAAGAGAAAACGACCAGAAAGGAAAACGUCGGGGGGGGUGGUGGGGGGGGAUGAAACAAAGAAACAGGCGACAGACUUUUAAAGGCGAGUAGGAUGGAGGCAGGGGAUGAAAAGAGGAAGGUCUGCUGCUUUUGUUUUCUGUUUCCCAGUGCCUUGGCUCUGUGCUCUGUGGUGAAAUACACUGCCGUUUGCUGA